Dreissena polymorpha is the source of this 6738-nucleotide messenger RNA. RefSeq names its product ras-related protein Rap-2c-like. The record is from RefSeq and is a predicted model, not a curated record. Gene Ontology annotation, molecular function: GTPase activity; GTP binding; GDP binding. Gene Ontology annotation, biological process: negative regulation of cell migration; Rap protein signal transduction. Gene Ontology annotation, cellular component: plasma membrane. NCBI's taxonomy places the organism in Eukaryota, Metazoa, Mollusca, Bivalvia, Myida, Dreissenidae. Bases 255 to 794 code for a protein of 179 amino acids. The transcript has 3 exons.
CAUAGACACCGAUUAUGGCUAGACUUUGGAAAAUAAUCGAGUAUGUUUAAAAAUGGUGGAUGCUGUUGGUCUUAUUUCCGGCGUUGUAAAGCAGACGUGACAUUUGUUAAAUGCUCCUUUUAGAGAGUUUAUUUCGAUGGUGAUUUUAAUGACUAGCUACAAAGGCAUCCAGAUGUGCAGUUGAAAGAGCUCAUUACAAACACCACAUAAUUAAGAACAGCUUUUUAGGAAGGAAAUUCGUUCAAGUUGAGAACAUGCGAGAAUAUAAAGUGGUGGUUUUGGGAAGUGGGGGAGUAGGCAAAUCAGCACUGACGGUGAAAUUUGUCUCGGGGAAUUUCAUGGAAAAAUAUGACCCAACUAUAGAAGACUUUUACAGGAAAGAAAUAGAAGUGGACGAUGCACCGUCUGUUCUAGAAAUACUCGACACGGCAGGGACAGAACAGUUCGCAUCCAUGAGAGAUCUGUAUAUAAAAAACGGCCAGGGAUUCCUUAUAGUGUAUAGUAUCACUAGCUUUCAAACCUUCCAGGAUAUUAAGACGAUGAAGGAACAAAUCAUCCGGGUCAAAGGUGUGGACAAGAUACCGAUGAUACUUGUGGGUAAUAAGUGUGAUCUUGAACAUCAAAGGGAGGUAACUGUAGAAGAGGGCGUGGCCCUAUCCCAAAUAUGGGCCUGUCCGUUCAUGGAGACAUCAGCCAAGAGCACGAACAAUGUGAAUGAGGUGUUUAUAGAAAUUGUACGUGAAAUGAACACUAGCCCUGUGAAGAAGAAGAAAUCUUACUGCACUGUGUUGUAACGGAAGAGAAAACCACUUUACAUUAUUGACUGUGUUUGGACCAUGUUUGUGUCGCCAUCAACCACUGAACGCUAUCGUAGGAGGAUGCUCCAUCCUUUCUUUAUGGAUCUUUGUGCCAAAACAGUGGACCUGCAUAUUGACAAGACCCAGACAUUCAUAGCUUAAUAGUUAUUUAUUCUUAUUCCUGGUUCUUUAUUCGUAAAGCUCCGCAGGGUGAUCAUAAAGUGGAACAUUCAAAACAAAUUGUCUAUGGUAAAUCCUCAGAUUUGUGUUUACCAAACAGUAACAUGUGCAACCUUUGAGCAAUAUGUACUAUUUUAAGGCUCGUUGUUGUAAAAAAGCAAGAGAAUCUUGUCAUUUUAUGAAUUACAGUACAAAUUUCUUAUUUUAGGUGUGUGACUACAGAUUCAGUGAAUGAACAUGAAUUUGAGCAUUUGACAAGGGAAGUAAUCCAGUACAAAAUUAGUGAUGAACCCAAAUGGGAUUUAGUCCCCUUGCUUUUGCUUUUUUGAGCCUUUGUCCUUUGGUAAAUGUUUGUGAUUUGUACUGAAAUUCAUGUUAUGAAACGUAUUAUCUUCAUUGAAACAUUCUUUACUGAAGUUAACAUUUUUUGAUAAAGAAACAUAGUUUGUAAUAAAUUAAACAAAUAAAGAAUGUGCAAUUAUUACAGUAAAUUACAUAUACCUGGUAUGAAUCAUUGAAAUAUUAUUCUAAUUAUAACAGUAAAUUACAUAUACCUGAUAUGAAUCAUUGAAAUAUUAUUCUAGUUUUGUGCAUAGUAGCUUAUUGUAGAAGUCAUGCUAACAUGUUUUGGUUUAAUCAUUCCUAGCACGUUUACCGUAAUUCACAUACAUUUUUAUGGCUGAUGUGCAUAAUUCAUUAUCAAAAUUAACUUUAAAUGGUUUGUAUUUGUCCACAAUAUGCGCAUUUAAUCCCGUUAGCGUUUCCAAUCACCAAAAUCACCAUUGCCCACAGCGCACUUAGCAUAACGUUAAAUAUAUUGAAUUAAUGUGUGAAAUGUAACACUUUAUAGUUAUGUUAGAUAGAUAACCUCGCUGUUGCAUGUAGCUUAAUAGAAAUAAAAUACUGUACCAGUACUUGUGAUUCUAAUUAAAUUUUUUCAUGAAGGAAAAUAAGAAUGAACAUUUGCCUACUGUCAGACAGUCACAGGACUAAAUGGUUUUCUUUGCACACUUCAAAACUAUUGUCAUGGUCUCAAUCUGCUGUGGUUUCAUUACAGAACUUUACAUGCAAAUUAUUGCAUGACAAUCCUUAUUAAUAACUGGCAAACAUUGUUGAAUUGGGUAUAUUGUAUAUAAGAUUCCACAUGCGAAAAUGGUUCUUAGGCCAUAAACCAGAAUAUCUCAAGACCAGCCUGCGCAUCCACUCAGCAUGGUCAGGAGCUAUGCUGUCUGCUUAUGACUUUAUAGAGAACAUGUUGCUCCUGACUGGGCUGCUCAGGCUUGUUUUGGGCUACGCUGGUUGCAUAUGGUAUAAGAAGCAUUUUCACAUCACUUAGGUCAAAUCAUGUAGGAAAUGAAUUUUGACAAUUAUAAUUCUUAGACAUAAUCAACACUUUGGAACAGUUAUUAUUCAACUGUGUGCUUAAUUUGUGGUAUUGCAUAUACCUUCUCUAAAAUAGAGAAUGCUAAGUCUCUUUCUAGUUCAUAAUAAAGAACACCAAAGAUCAAUACUGUUAUUUAUUCACAGCAGUUAAACUGCAAAUAGUUUUAAUUUAUUUAAAUGAAACUUACAUUUUUGGGGGUGGGAAGGAGAAGGGCGCUUAUGAACGUAACAAAAGCAUAUGUGUUUAAAAAUAAUGUACUUACAGCCUUUUUGCUGUAAAGACAUUGUAAAGAUUUAUUAUUUUGUUAGAUUCUUUUUGUUAAUACCGUUGAUAGUUAUAUACAUCAUUUCGUUUCGAGCCAGUUUUAAGGUUUUCUAUAUGCAGAACAGCACUUAUAACUGAACACCUGCAAACUUGUGAUAAAAUGUGCGAUUUCCAAGAAACUAUUUCAACUUUAAAAUGUAGCCAUAAAUUGUAUGACACAUUUUUGUAUAGCAUUCACUAUUUAGAUUAAAGUGCUCUAAACAUAAAAGGAAAAUAUACAGAGCGGGGGCAUCCAUUAGUUACACUGAUAUAUUGCUGUUAAUUGUUUUUAUCAUAAACAGUAAAACUGUGUAUUAAAUGAAAUAAAAUUGUACAUAAAGGCUAUUAAAUAAGUCAUUCAAUAAAUUAUAAUGUUUAUUGAAAGUUUAAUAUUUUAUCACAAAAAGUGCGUAAGUGUUUGGUUCUUAAGUUUUGUUCUGUAUAACUUGCAAUAAUGUAUAUAUAAGUGUGAAUAUACAUGGAGUGAUUACAUGUAGGAGAUGCAUGCACAUGUAUAGGGUAAUUUAAUGGCUAGAUGUUUCACAAUUGUAAAAUUAUUUUAUUCAAACUGUGUUUUUAACAUUGGUGUAAGAUUUAUAGUUUUUUUACCAUGCUGUAUUAUAUUAAAUAUGACCUUUUUUCUGUAACUUAACAUGUAAGGACAGCAGGUUUAUUCCAUACAUAAAGUUGCCAGUAGUUUUAAAUGGUUGUACACGUACUUAAGAAAGUGAUCACAAAUUCAUGUUGUCCAUUUUCAGCUCACCUGAGCACAAGGUACUGAUUGUGAGCAAUUGUGGUCAAAGUGUGUUUGAAGUCUGUCAUCAAGUGUAGUGUGUUGUCAACUUUUAGUCGAUUAGAUUUUUUAUCCAAUCUUGAUAACACUUGCUCAGAAUGUUUAUCUUGACAAUAUCAAGGACAAGAUAUGAUCUGGGUCUCAUGCGUCCAAAUAGUCGGUAUAUGCAUCAAAAAACUGGGUCACCAGGUUAAAUCCUACAAAAACCUGGUCAUCACUCUAGAGUUCAUAAUAACAACUCAAUAUUGAAGAAACAUUGCCAGAAAGUUUUUCUUGAUAAUAUCAAGACUGAGUUUUAAUCUUGGACAUGUGCAUAUACAAAUCUAGGUCACUAGGUCAAGUUUCGAUAAUUGGUUUACCUCAACCUCAAGUGAGCGUUUCAGGCCCUCAAGUUACAGGAAGUUACUUCAUCACAGUGCCCUUUUGUAACUGGUCUGAAGCAAUUCAAUUGGAACAUUUUUCUUCACACAUGCAAAAUGUUUGGUGAUGAAAAAUUAUUUUUAAUUGCAUGUAUAUAAGCAAAAAUCCUGCAUUUGUGUUCAAGUGUGUGUGUGUUUUUUACAUGUUUUUGCACUAGUUGCACUGGUGCAAAUGUGCAAUCAUGUUUCAUGUAUGUUUUCAAUUUUGAACACAAGUGAGUGUAUAUGGUUUACAUUCCCAUUGAACAAAUAAGCUGAAUAUAAGUAUAACCUGUUAACAACUUAAACUAACGAUGUUGUAUUACAAGUACAUGCAAAUGGAAAUAUGUUUGCCAUGUGUAUAAAUGCUAAGAAAAUGGUGUCAUUAAUCCCUCAACUGAUGUAUAAGAUAUAGUUCAUGAUAUGUUAUGUUAUAUUAAAUUGUAAGAUUUGGUUGUUAAGCACUCACAGACAAUCUUAUAAAAUAUGAGUGUUAGAAAUUAAUUAGUACAGCUAAGGGUCAUGAGGAGAAAAGCACUUUUCAGAAGUUACUAUACACUAAAGUCUGCACUAUCUGCUCUAGAAAUGUUUGGUUAUUCUUGCUUAGAAUCUGGAAUAUAUAUUGUACAUCUCUAUAUCAAUGUUAAGGACCCAAAUAACUGUAAUAUUUUGGAAAUGCUUGGCUAAUAUUUUUGUUGAGCACCAUUGCAUACAGCUUGAUAUGACAGUCACUAUGGUUAAUUUCAUCUUCUUUGUCAUAUUAAAUUGACUGUUAAACAUUUCAUUAUGUUUCAUGUUUUGAUAUCAUAUAUUGCCAGCAAUGUUAGGUAACUUAUCAAGAUUAUCUUAAGCAUUAUUUGUUAUGUUAAUUAUGAUAUUUCUAAAUAUAUUGCAUAUUCUAAACAUAUACAUUUAUAGAAUUAUGUAUAUAUCAAUUUAUUUACAAUUUAAAGGAAAUAAAAUCAGAGGCCAUUUGUCAUUCUGUUUUCAAAAGUCACUGAUUGCUGUUGUCUGGGUAAGACAUUUAAAUACAUAUGAACCGUGCUCUGUGAAAAGAGGGUUUAAUGCAUGUGCGUUAGGUGUCGUCCCAGAUUAGCCUGUGUAGUCCCACAGGCUUAUCACGGACAACACUUUCCCCACUAACUGGAUUUCUACUAAGAAGAGACUUUCUUUAAACAGAUAUUAUCAUAAAAGCGGAAAGUGUCGUCCCUGGUUAGCCUGUGCAGAUUGUACAGGCUAAUCUGGGAUGACACUUUACGCACAUGAAUUAAACCCCUUUUUCCCAGAGCACAGCCCAUAUUCAUAUGGAGUAAUUUCUCUAAUUUUUUAUUUCACAAUUUUAAAGUGCAUCAUCAGUAUUAUAAAAAGCAAGAUGCAUGUGUGCCCAUUACAUGUGUGUGCUCAGGGCUUUUUUCCUUCUUUAGCAAUGGCCUUAUAAAGGCCCUUUCCCCCAAGAAAAAGGCCAGCACUUUCCUCAAAUAGAAUUUCUAUAAAAUAAUGCAAUUUUCCCCAAAUUUCAAGCUUACUUUGGAAAAUAUUUUCCCCUUUCUCAGUUUUUUCGAUAUUUUUUUCCCAAAAUGGAAGGCAAGGCCCUAUUCCCCAAAUCAAGAAAAAAGCCCUGGACUGCUGUCUCAAAUAAUAUGAGCCAUGCUGUGGGAAACCAGGGCUUAAAGCAUUUUAUGACAUUUGACACAGGCAUUGAGCUUAGUGUUCCAAGAGUGAGGUAUAUAUGUAUAUUUCUAGUGAUGUACAAUUUAAUGAUGGUUAAGUGUUGGAACACACAAAUUAUUUAGUUAUCAAGUCUACAUUUGUUACAUGUAGGAUUAAUGAAGUACUUCUGUUUGCAAUUACUCAGAUUCAACUGUUUUCAACUUGCCAUUAAAAUCAAUGGAUCUCCAGGAUUCUUGUGUUUUCUGUCCUGGGUGUAAAGAUAUUCAAAUGGUAAUAAGCAUUCAAGUUCAACCAAUUUACAAAGCCUGUUCGUUUUUGUCUGUUUACAAAAAUACAAAGUUUUUUCGCCAACUAUUUCCUGUAAAAUGUAUUAACUAGUCUACUGCAUGGUAUAUUAUUGUUAUCAAAGUACUCAGAUAUGUCUUCCAAUACAUGUAAUUGAAAUCUUAUCAGAACUGAUAUAUUAAUAUACCUUAAAUGUGUUUGUUUGUUGUGUUAAGAUCUCUAAUUGAGAAAAGUUUAUUAAAUACAAGUUAAUUUGUAUUUUAUCUAGUUAGUUUUUUACAAUUUUUAAAAUGUAUUUGGUGGUAUGGAUUUACCAUAGCUUCUGAUUAUGUCAACAGUCUCGACAUCUAUUUUGAUGAGUAUUUAUUUUCAAGUCAUUUUCAUGUAUUAUUUGUAUUUUAUAAAUGUUGAUAGUUAAUGUACAUGAUUGUAUGCCUUACCAUGAUUGAUGCAUCUGGUUAUACUGUGUUACCUUUGCAGUAUAGUAUUUAUGAAACGCGUAUUUGUUGUAUUCAACAUUUAUAUGGUACAUUGUCUGGAGUUAUUGCUUUUCAGUUAGUUAAUUGAUGUCUAAUAUCUAGAAUCAUGGACUUAAUCUUAUCGUUUUGAAUUUGAAAAUUUCCUUAUCAUCCCAUUUUAGCGAUCAUCUAAGAUUUCUGAAUUUUCUCUCUGGUCCUUACACAAUUUUAAAAUUGUUUUAGAGUGCAUUGUGUACAGAGUGUGUCUGGAUGUUGUAAUUGCCCGUAUCCGUUAAUGCCUUAAGUGUAUAACUAUUUCUUUCAGUAAUCACCAGAAUUAUAGAAAAGUAGGUUGUUCUGUGGUUAUUCCUUUGUCAUAUUAUAUAAAUUUGUAAUUUACCAAUUUAUUGUAAUAUUUUUGUAUUUCAGUUGUAUAACAUUAUAGAAUAAAAUCUUUCAAACUUUAGAA